ACUCCUUCCUCUCCCGAGUCUUGCGUCACGGCUGCGCCGGGGAGCGAACCUCCUGUCUCGGGGCUGUCCGGCUGAAGCGUACGGAAAAGACUAAAGAUUAGAUUGUAGGAAAAGAAAAACAGAAGCAAUGUUUCGAAGACCUGUAUUACAGGUGUUUCAUCAAUUUGUAAGACAUGAGUCCGAAACAGUAAGCAGCUUGGUCCUUGAAAGAUCUCUGAAUCGUGUGCAGUUACUUGGACGAGUCGGUCAGGACCCUGUCAUGAGGCAGGCAGAAGGGAAAAACCCAGUCACGAUAUUUUCUUUAGCAACAAAUGAGAUGUGGAAAUCAGGAGAAAAUGAAACAUACCAAAUGGGUGAUGUCAGUCAAAAGACGACGUGGCACAGAAUUUCAGUAUUCCGACCAGGCCUCAGAGAUGUGGCGUAUCAGUAUGUGAAAAAGGGGUCUCGAAUUUAUGUGGAAGGGAAAGUAGACUACGGUGAAUACAUGGAUAAAAAUAAUGUGAGGCGACAAGCAACAACAAUCAUAGCUGAUAAUAUUAUAUUUCUGAGUGACCAGACAAAAGAGAAGGCAUAGUGUGGAUCAUUCGUCUUUGGCCAGCACUUGGUACAGUCUCAUUUCCAAAUCAUGUAUAGUCUUUAUAGUUCUAAGGAC
Pteronotus mesoamericanus is the source of this 652-nucleotide messenger RNA. RefSeq names its product single stranded DNA binding protein 1 (gene SSBP1). Gene Ontology annotation, biological process: positive regulation of helicase activity; mitochondrial DNA replication. NCBI's taxonomy places the organism in Eukaryota, Metazoa, Chordata, Mammalia, Chiroptera, Mormoopidae. Gene Ontology annotation, molecular function: single-stranded DNA binding. Bases 128 to 574 code for a protein of 148 amino acids. The record is from RefSeq and is a predicted model, not a curated record. Gene Ontology annotation, cellular component: mitochondrial nucleoid. The transcript has 7 exons.